UUUCGUCGACGUCAUUUAUAUAGUAUAGUAAUAUAGUGUACCCAGUACUAUUACUAUAGUAGUGUACAGACGUACACCUUAUUGUGUCCGACUCUCUACCACAACAAUUCGACGUUUUCCUAAACUCUUUUUGUUCGCGUCUAAAAUAUUAAAGGACACAGGCUCGUGACACGAGGAACGAUAAUAAUAACAAUCAAUAACAUACUUGCAACUCUAUCUAAUAGCGCGGUUAUAAUUUUUCGUCAAUCGUUUUUGAUUUCGUGUUUUUGUUAUUUUGUUGUGAGCUUAUCCGAUCGGAGCUUCAACCGGGCUGUUAGGACACGCAGCGUGUCGUUGGCGCAUCAUAAUAGAUCAUAAUUAAUAAUUAACGAUGGACGAAGAGUACGACUGCAUCGUGCUGGGCACCGGUCUUAAGGAAUGCAUCCUGUCCGGUAUGCUGUCGGUUUCGGGAAAGAAAGUGUUGCACGUCGAUCGCAACAAGUACUACGGCGGUGAGUCCGCAUCGAUCACGCCGCUGCAGGAACUGUUCCAGAAGUUCGGCGUGAAGGAACCCGACGAGAAGGAGCACGGGCGCGGCCGUGACUGGAAUGUCGACCUGGUGCCCAAGUUCCUCAUGGCCAACGGUCUGCUGGUCAAGUUGCUCAUACACACGGGCGUGACGCGCUACUUGGAAUUCAAGUCGGUUGAGGGUAGCUAUGUGUACAAGGGCGGCAAAAUUUACAAGGUGCCAGUCGACCAGAAGGAAGCGCUGUCGUCGGAUCUGAUGGGAAUAUUUGAGAAAAGGCGGUUCAGAAAUUUCCUGAUAUUCGUGCAAGACUUCCAGGAAAACGACCCCAAGACAUGGAAGGAUGUUGACCCGCAGCGCAUGUCCGCCUAUCAGCUGUACACCAAGUUUGGUUUGGACAAGAACACUCAGGACUUUACCGGCCAUGCUCUGGCUCUCUAUCUUAAUGAUGACUAUGUCAACGAACCCGCUGCCAAUUUAAUCAGACGCAUUAAGUUGUACAGUGAUUCUCUAGCUCGUUAUGGAAAAAGUCCGUAUCUGUAUCCUUUGUACGGGCUCGGAGAACUACCUCAAGGUUUUGCUCGUCUUAGUGCUAUUUAUGGUGGUACUUACAUGUUGAAUACUCCCGUUGAUGAAAUCGUUUUUGAAGGAUCGAGUGUUGUGGGCAUUAAGAGUGGUGGCGUUGUCGCUAAGUGUAAACAAGUAUUCUGUGAUCCGUCUUACAUAAAAGAAAGAGUAAAAAAAACAGGUCAAGUAAUCCGUUGCAUAUGCUUAUUAAAUCAUCCUAUACCAAACACCCGUGACGCGCUUUCUACUCAGAUUAUUAUUCCACAGAACCAGGUCAACCGUAAGUCUGACAUCUAUGUUUCGUUAGUAAGCAACACCCAUCAAGUGUCUGCACAAGGAUGGUUUAUUGCUAUGGUUUCUUCCAAAGUUGAAACUAGUAACCCAGAAUUGGAGAUCAAACCUGGUUUGGAUUUGUUGGGAUCAAUCAAACAGAAAUUUGUAUCCAUUUCUGAUUAUUAUGAGCCUAUUGACGAUGGAAAGGAUAGCAAGUUAUUUAUUUCAAAGUCGUACGAUGCUACAUCACAUUUUGAGACAACAUGCUUGGAUGUUUUGGAUAUUUACAAACGAGCCACUGGAGAAGAAUUUGAUUUUUCAAAAAUUAAACUAGAAAGUGAAGAUGUCUAAUAAUUUACAAAAAUGCAUUUUUAUUAUAUAUUAUUAUAUCUCAAUGAGAAAUUGUUUCUAUUUCAUAUUAUCUCUUAAUCAGUUUAUUGCCAAAUAUUGAUCUAAAUCUUUUUUGAGAAUUGAAAAUAUCAUUGCUGUCAAAUUAUGAAAAUUUUUCCAAUGGAUGAAGUAGGUGCCUAAAGUUAAGAAUAUUAUUGUAGAAAUAUCUUAUUAAUUUAAAACAACGUUCAUCAACAACCCUUUAGAUAAUCAUAAAAAUAUUUAACAUAAUAUAUGAAUAUUAUACAACUUUUUGUAAUUAUUAUUUUAUUUCUAUUAUUUUAUUCUUUUUGUAAAAAAAUGUUUAUUAUAAGUUGUACCUGUUUUUUUUUUUUAAGUCAUUUUUAUUGGCAUUAUCGCGUAAUUAUGUUAAUGGGCGAUUUUCUUUAUGUAUGAAAAAUUUCGUGGUGUCAAUAUAAAAUUUUAAUAAACCUACAAAAAAUAUAGUUU
Messenger RNA from Acyrthosiphon pisum (pea aphid), 2185 nucleotides. It is a transcript of the gene Gdi, whose product is annotated as GDP dissociation inhibitor. Gene Ontology annotation, cellular component: cytoplasm. The transcript has a single exon. The record is from RefSeq and is a predicted model, not a curated record. Gene Ontology annotation, biological process: vesicle-mediated transport; protein transport; small GTPase-mediated signal transduction. Gene Ontology annotation, molecular function: Rab GDP-dissociation inhibitor activity. NCBI's taxonomy places the organism in Eukaryota, Metazoa, Arthropoda, Insecta, Hemiptera, Aphididae. The coding region runs from base 371 to 1696 and encodes 441 amino acids.